UAAACAGUCUCCUGUGAACAGGACACUGGUGGCUACAAAAUGUGGGGAAGGCUAUACAGCUGUUUCCUGGUUUCUCUCCUGUUGAUGGUGGUCUGGGCUGCCCCCCAGAAAGACCACGAUCAUUCAGAAGACCACCAUCAACAUCUCCACCAUGGUAAGGAUGAACCUCACCCCAGCCACGAAGGAGCAGAUGAUUUAUCCCACAGACUCUCCCCCCACAACGCCGACUUCGCCUUCUCCCUCUACAAGAAGCUCUCCACCCACCCUGAAGCCAAAGGCAAGAACAUCUUCUUCUCUCCACUGAGCAUCUCCAUGGCUCUGUCCAUGCUGGCUCUGGGAGCUAAAGGUAACACCCACUCUCAGAUCUUCAGCACCCUGGGCUACAGCACCCUCACUCCUGAUCAGGUCAAUGAAGGGUUCGAGCACCUGUUCCACAUGCUGGACCACAACCAGGAUGCCAUGCUGCUGGAGGCAGGAAGUGCUCUUGCUGUUCAGGAAGGCUUCAAACCCGUCGACAAGUUUCUGAAAGAUGCUCAGCAUUUUUACGAAGGUGAAGCCUUCACUGUGGACUACUCCAAACCUGAAGUCGCUGUGCAAGAAAUCAACAAGUACAUUGCCAAAAAGACCAAGGACAUGAUCACUGAUAUGAUCGAGACCCUGGAUCCACAGACUGUGAUGAUGCUCAUUAACUACAUCUAUUUCAAAGGUAAAUGGGAAGAACCUUUUAAAGCGCGGCUCACCCAUAAAGCCGACUUCAAUGUAGAUGAAAACACCAAGGUGUCUGUGGACAUGAUGUCAAGAACCGACCUAUUUGACUUCUACCGUGACCAAGAAAACUCUACCUCCAUCAUCAAGGUGCCCUACAAAGGCAACACCUCCAUGAUGCUCGUUCUUCCUGAUGAGGGAAAGAUGGAAGAGCUGGAAAAGGACCUCUGCAAACACCAUCUCAAGCACUGGAAUGAGAAACUGUCUGGAAGGCCUGUGGAUCUGCGGAUGCCCAGAUUCAACACCUCUGCCUCCAUCAAUCUUGAGAAAACUCUGCCUGAAAUGGGAAUAGUUGAUGCUUUUAAAGACACUGCUGACCUGUCUGGUAUCAGUAAGGAACUGAAACUGGUGGUUUCUAAGGUCCUCCAUCAGGCAGUGCUUAAAGUUAAUGAGGAGGGCACUGAAGCAGCUGCUACCACCACCAUAGAGAUCUUGGAGAGGUCUUUAUUAGUUUCUGAAUCUAUGGUUCUCAACAGACCAUUCCUGUUGUUUAUUUUGGAUUCCAACACCAGAAGCAUCCUCUUCAUGGGCAAGAUCAACAACCCCACUGCAUAGACAACUGAAUAUCCAUCAAACCAGCACACAGUAUAAACUCUUCAACUUAUGUAUUCCAGUGUUAAUGUUGCAUAUAUUGGAUUCUGUAUUCAUGGACAUAAUGAAAUAAAUAAAGUAAUAAAGAAAGAGGGUUAUAGCUUUAUAAA
Molecule: messenger RNA, 1466 nt
Organism: Astyanax mexicanus (Mexican tetra)
Lineage: Eukaryota; Metazoa; Chordata; Actinopteri; Characiformes; Acestrorhamphidae
Product: alpha-1-antitrypsin homolog
Exons: 5
Coding region: 40-1320 (426 amino acids)
Biological process (GO): negative regulation of endopeptidase activity
Molecular function (GO): serine-type endopeptidase inhibitor activity
Source: RefSeq, a predicted model, not a curated record